Messenger RNA from Rotaria sp. Silwood1, 696 nucleotides. The record is from the annotation of a GenBank genome assembly. NCBI's taxonomy places the organism in Eukaryota, Metazoa, Rotifera, Eurotatoria, Philodinida, Philodinidae.
AUGUGUGUUGCAAGCAUUUGUUUAAUAACUGAUUUACAAUCAUUUCCAGAUGGUGAUUCAACAGUCAUAGGAGGAAAAGGAGUAAAUUUGAGUGAAGGACAAAAAGCUCGUGUCUCACUUGCUCGAACUUUAUACACUGACGCUGAUAUUUAUUUGUUUGAUGAUCCACUAGCAGCUGUUGAUUCAACAGUUGCUAGAAAAAUUUUCCAACAGUGCAUUAGUAAUGAAAGUAUGUUAAAUGAUAAAACACGCUUAUUAGUUACACAUCAAAUACAAUUUUUAUCCGAAUUUGAUCAUUGUAUUUUAUUAGAUCAUGGUCAAAUAGAGAAACAAGGUUUAUUUGAUGAAUUACUAACAAUAGAUAAAGUUAAGCAAUGCUACGAAAAUCAUCUAAAACAUACAAACGAAACAGGAAAAAGUCGUAGACAAAAUCAUAAUAAUGUUUGUGAUGAUGAUGAUGAUUCUAUGAAGCCAUCGGAAACUGUUAAUAAAAGUAGUAUUGUCAUAGAAGAAACAUCUAUUGGCGGAAAAGUUAGUACCUAUGUUUGGUUUAAAUUAUUUACUGCUAGUUAUGGCUGGGCUGAAUGCAUAUUAUUGAUUUUUUUAAUGUUGUUGGGUCAAGAUCUUUAUGAUGUAACUAACAAAUGGUUAAGUAUAUGGUUAUCAAAGUUGGAAGUAGAGCAACGCAAAAGUUAG